Molecule: messenger RNA, 248 nt
Organism: Rotaria sordida
Lineage: Eukaryota; Metazoa; Rotifera; Eurotatoria; Philodinida; Philodinidae
Source: the annotation of a GenBank genome assembly
GAGCACAAAGAGAAUUAAAAAUGUUUCGUCGAUUAGUUAUUCUUGUUAUGGGUAUUGCUAUGAUUGGUUUUCCUUAUGCAUUGUUUAUUUUUAUAUCAUUUUUUACCACACCACCACAAUAUCAUUUUCGAAUUGCAUACAUAUUUGUUGAUACAUCAAUGGCAUUUGUAAUGAUUGCUCUAUUUCAAUUUACAGAACCAUUGAAAACAUCUAUAAUGAAAAGGGUAACUAGACAAGCAAAUAGAUAA